CCAACCCCGAUACAGGCGGUUUAUUAGUUAGUCGGCGUGUGAGCUACAUAUCAAUAGAACAUUCCUACAGUUUUACCUGUUACUGGCACGAAACGUACGCACAAACUGUAAAUAUUAUUUCAGAAAUUAAAAUUCACAUAAAUAUUAACAGUGCGACUAUAAAUUUUAGAACAAGAUAAAUAAAAUGGCAUUUAUUUUAGACGGAACAGCUUUCUAUCGAUUAAAAUAAUGUUUGAAAUUGAUAAAGUGUGUUGUGAAAUCGACUAAAUUUAAGUGGUGUGCAAAUUAUAAACAAAGUUUUAAAAUUGGAAUAUAACAGGUACUAAAAAAAAUAUUUAUUUUGUGAUGGAAACUUGUAUCGUGUGUUGGAGUAUAAACCUGAAAAACACAACAAUAAAGUUGCGAGUAUAGACCAACUUCAGAUGACAUAAAGCCGGACCAAUGAGCUGGUGCGAGGCGAGGGGGCGGGGCCUCACGAUGCGCGGUGAAUGAUGCCCCGGCGCAAGCGCAGGCUCGCGUCACGCAUCCGCGACUACGUGCGCGGUCUACUCGCCUUCCUCUUUAGCAAUGUUGGCGUCAUCGUGCUGGUGGUUGCUUAUACGAUUGCUGGUGCAUUCAUGUUUCAAGCGAUAGAAGGUGGUAGUGAGUGGAAGGUGGAUAAGCAGAUGUCACGAGAGCGCACCAACCUCACGGAGUACCUGUGGCAGAACGUCACCCUGGACCUAAACCUCUUCAACGAGACUGCGGUCAAGGAAAGGAUUGGUAGAGAGUUGCGCAACUAUCAGACUAAGAUAGUGAUGGCUGUCCACAAGGGCUGGGACGGCGGGAGAUCCUCAAGGCAGUGGAGUUUCUCUUCAGCAUUCUUGUAUUCACUUACUGUCAUCACUACUAUCGGGUAUGGGCACCUGUCUCCGAAGACUGACUGGGGGAAGGUGGUCACCAUCCUGUACGCACUGCUCGGGAUGCCACUGUUUCUGCUCUACCUUACCAAUGUUGGCGAGCUGUUGGCGCGUUGGUUCAAGUGUAUCUACGCGCUGGUCUGCCUCUGCAGGGGCUGUCCAGGAUUCACCAGAAGAAGAGCCGCCAGGUUACGACUUCAGUAUGAGUUAAGUGAAGCGGAGAGUAUAGAGCGUCCGCAAGCAUGGAGGUCGCGGUACCCAGAGUCUGAUGUUACACCAGACUAUGUUGUCCCUCCAGGGAGGUAUCCACCUCCUCGAGGAUAUCCUAGAAGACCAGACUACAUGCGCAGUAUAUCAAUGCCGCAGCCAUACGACCCGCGAGUCACCCGCGUGGUCCCACGGCGUGGGUGCUCCGAGCCCGUGCGACCCGCCGAGAGCCCCCCAUCCAGUGACUUCAGCUACGUUACAUUUGAUGCACAGACCAUCACCGUGCCUAUCAGUGUCUGUGUGUCUAUCAUGGUUGGGUACAUCAUGUUCGGGUCAAUGAUCUUCGGCAUGUGGGAGAAGUGGGAUCAGCUGGACGGAGCCUACUUCUGCUUCAUAUCACUAAGCAGCAUCGGGUUCGGAGACUUCGUCCCUGGCGAGCGUGUGUACACGGCGCGUAUCGAGCCCUCCUUCAUCGUCUGCUCACUGUACCUCAUGCUGGGCAUGGCGCUCGUGGCCAUGUGCUUCAACCUCAUGCAGGAACAAGUGAUGCACUACUACGCGGGUCUCAAGCGAGCAGUGAAGCGCCUUGGUCGCUGCAAGAGAUGACAAAGCCUUGUAAAUAUUGUACAUAGACGACAGAAUAUUAUACCGUAUGUUACACUUAAUAAAGACUUAUUUCCU
Molecule: messenger RNA, 1787 nt
Organism: Spodoptera exigua (beet armyworm)
Lineage: Eukaryota; Metazoa; Arthropoda; Insecta; Lepidoptera; Noctuidae
Source: the annotation of a GenBank genome assembly